GGGGUGUCCCUGAAGGUGACAUUCGAGGAGGUGGCCGUGUACUUCUCUCCUGAGGAGUGGGCAGAGCUGCAGUCCUGGCAGCGCACGCUGUAUCGACAAGUCAUGGCUGACAACUAUGACCUGGUGGCCAGCCUGG
This is a messenger RNA of Acanthisitta chloris (rifleman), 136 nucleotides long. Its product is annotated as protein ZNF783-like. The record is from RefSeq and is a predicted model, not a curated record. The transcript has a single exon. The annotation marks the transcript as partial. NCBI's taxonomy places the organism in Eukaryota, Metazoa, Chordata, Aves, Passeriformes, Acanthisittidae. Gene Ontology annotation, biological process: regulation of DNA-templated transcription.